This is a messenger RNA of Bemisia tabaci, 3376 nucleotides long. RefSeq lists its product as uncharacterized. NCBI's taxonomy places the organism in Eukaryota, Metazoa, Arthropoda, Insecta, Hemiptera, Aleyrodidae. The record is from RefSeq and is a predicted model, not a curated record.
GCGACUGUGCGCAGGUGCCCCGCAACUGAAACUGUUGACAUUUACGGGGACAGUGCUCAAUCCACCCUUGUUUUGAAUUUUAUCUGUGAUUGUUUUCGGGGAGGAAUUUCGCGGGUGAGAACGGGUCAACUUAAUCGGAGAGAUGUCCGUGGACCAGGAUUUCGAGGCCGAGUGUAUGAGGGCCGAGCUCCUGGGUCUGCCGAAACCCGACAAGGAGAGCUUCGCAAUCAAUAAAAUUUCCCCGAGCACGCUGUGUAGCGACGACGAGGACGAGCAAACACACCCUAUCGACAACCGCUUUUUAGAGGAAAUCAAUUUAGAUGGUGAAAACAUAAAACAAGCUUCCGGUGGCCUAGAUGAAUUGAAUAACAUUUUGGCAGUGACACAAAAGAAACUCAACAAUUUCAAGUCAGCCUGCGGAAAUUUAAGCAAUCUACUAAAAAUUAGACUCAGAGGAUCCGAACCCAACUCAAAUGACGCCAGCCCGUGCCCUUCGCCAGCACCUACGAAGAAAUUUGACAACCAGAACUCAGGAGAGGGCGUGGAGCAAACGGCAUGCGCUAAUCCCAAUCCACCAGACACGAGGACUCAGUCUCAAAAGAGGAUGGACUUUGAUCGAGAAAUGAGCAACCAGGUAGAUAAAUUGGACUCGAUGCUUUCCAAGGCUGACAACGCUGUGUACUCAAUGUCCGCGCAAAACAAACAGAUGAAAAAAUUCUUGCAAUAGUCCACGAAUCGAUCAAAAUGCACGGUUUCAGCAUGGCGAGGUCAAAAUAUUUCCUAUCGGUACUAUAAUGGCUCACGUUUGGAGCAGCAUACAUGUUCACAACAUGAAGAGGUUCGAAUGUCUCCUAUCGGUGUUUCAAUGAUUUACGUGAAGAGUAAUAUACAUGUUUUCAGUUUGUAGAGGUCGGGAUAUCGACUGUCGGUACUGUUGUGGUUCACAUGAGAAACACUAUACAUAGAGGUUGAAUUAUUUUUUGCUGGUGGUUCACAUGCUAGGGAAUACACAUGGUUUCAGCAUUAAAACGUUGGAAUAUUUUUUAUCAGAGCCGCAAUACUUUACGUACCGAGCACUAUACUGAGUUUCAGAUAAGAGGAAGUUUACGAUAUGUUUUAUCAGAACUGUACUGAUUUAUUACGUAGGAGCAAUAUACGUAUAACAGUUCUAGUAUAGAAAGUUUUGGAAUGUAUAUUAUUGGAACUAUACUGAUUGAUUAGGUACCGAGCAAUAUGCUUACAUAGUUUCAGCACAGAGAGGCUUGGUAUAUAUAUAUAGAACUAUAAUGAUUUACAUGCUCAGCAAUAAACGCAAUAUCAGCAUGGAGAGUCGGAUUAUUUCUUAUUGGAACUAUAAAGUUUAAAAACUGAGAAUAUAUCGCCUGUGAAACUGCAAAAAUUCGUAUCUGGGUUGGAAAGUGCCGAAAUCCACACACCUAUUUUAUUUUUUAAAAGAAGACGGAAUCAACAUCGUUGCUUGAAAUUUGCACAGCAAAUUUUCAAAAAAUGACGCUCAGUUGUUUAUCAUGUAGAAAAUAAAGUAUGGUAGGAUGUCUGCAACGCCGCAAACCGAGAUAUGAAUUUCUGCUGUUUCACCAUCAAUAUGCAGUUGUGGCAUGGAGGGGUGGAAACACAGUAGCGAGGCGUGAAUGAUCGAUUUUCGAUAUUUCCCCAUUUGAAGCUGCGGUAAAGAAUCGAUUAUUAAGGUGUUCGUAGCGAACACCCUGUUGAUCGAUCCUUUUCCAUAGCUGUAAAUGGUAGAUCAAUCGAUAUAUCGCAAAGCACGCCGCGCCACUGUGGAAACAUCCGAAUCAGAAUUGUGAUAAUCUACAUAAUUAGUAGUAUAAACGCUUUUGGCAUCAUGAGAUCGAAGUACUUCUUUAUGGAACUGUAAUAUCUCAUAAACCAAGCGACUCAGUUGCAACAUGGAGAGGUCAAAUUUUUCUUACCAUAGUCAUGAAAGUGUCCCGGUAAGCAAGUAGUACGUAUUUUAAAAUAGAAUCACCAUGUCGAUAUGCAAUUUUUGCUCAACGCGGCAAAAAAACAUAAACAAAGAGAGAAUCUGUGAUAGAGUUCAUACUGGCAACAGUAAUUCCAGAUGCACCUCACGUAGGGAUAAUUUUUGAGUACUUGAUAAAAUAAACACAAGUGUGCCUGUAACGUAAGUAGUUCCGGCUUCAGCAGCAAUAAUAGGGAUUAUCCGAGUUGUGCAUUCGAGCAAUGCAUAUGCUUCAGUCCCCAUUUUGUGCAAUGUUUAGCUCUCUUAUUGAUACUGUCGUGCUAGAGAAGAGCUCCGCAUGGACUUUCGAACAUUGCCUCUCCCUUUAUAAAAUACGAAUUUUCCGGGAAACUUCUUAAUAUUUUUCUUCUAAUUUUCCAGAGAGUUUAGUUUGCAUUUUAAUCGGAAGUAUCUGAUGAUUUAAAGGAAAAAUAUUCAUAAGUCUUCUUAAAAAUGAACAUAUUACUGUGGGAAAGGCAACAUUUGAAGGUUUUCUCAGCGUUUUUCCUCAUCGUGGCAGUAAAGGUCUUGGCCACUCUAUAAUUGUACCGCGUUUGUCAGAAAGGAACCAAGCCACAUCAGCUCUUGUCAGAUUUAAAAGAGCAAUUUAAUUUUUUAAGAAGACGUUGGUGGGGAUGCUUUUGCGAAUUUUAAUGAAUUUGUUUCGUACUAUGCAGAAAAUUUACUGACAUUUGCACAGAGAUCUGCAAAACCGUUAUCAUGUACAACUUUAACAUCCAUCGAACAUUUAUUUAAUUGCAAGAAAAUUGGAAACGUCUGAAGGUUCAUACGACUUUCUUCCUUAGCCUCGCAGAAUUAAAGAUAUAAUAUUCCUUAAAACCUAAAGUCUCCCCGCUUAACAGUGUUUACUCAAGUAUAAUCGAUGCGAGACUUAUGUAUCUUGUUUUAUUAAUCCAGCGAAUUUGGUGCUGUCUAUUACGAAACCUCCUCCACGCUAUUGCAUCACUAUGGCCGUAAUACUUUUUUUUAUUAUUUUUGGAAGUAUCAAAGGCAAUAUACAUUUUCAUUUGACUGAAUUCAACGAUUAAAUUCAAAUAUGAUAUUUUUUAUUCAAAUGUUAAUCAUAUUUUAAUAUCAUUAUUAUAUACUUUAAUUGAAACACCAUUUCCAUUUUUUGUGCAUUGUAGUUUUUGUGUUUUGAAUUUGAUGUGUUAAGAGAAGUGAAUCAGGUUGACAUUGUUGUACCUUUUUCUCGAUUUCGUUGAUUUCAUACUGAUUUAUUUUAAUACCCCAAAAUGUAGCGUGAUUUGAAGCUAAUCAUAUAGAAUAUAAUUUUUUCCCGAUCUGCUGUUGACUAUUUUUUAAUUGGAUUUGUUCUGAAAUAAUUGAUUAAAUAAAAGCAAUUGUUAAGAAGUA